AUGGUGAGGAUGAGUGGGAAGUUGAAAAAAUUAAAACGGGUCCUGAGAAAGUGGAAUGUGGAAGUCUAUAGCAGGGUGGAGUUGGAGUUAAAAGCGAUUGAAGAGAAUCUGAUUGCUCUAGAACAUAAUGUGAUUGAUAAUUUUUCCCAACAAGUUGAGGUUGAGUUACUGUUUUGUAAGCAGAAACAUCUUCAAAUUUUGCAUCGCCAAGAAAUUUUGGGAUGCCAAGAAUCGAGGAUUAAAUGGCUUAAGGAAGGUGAUUCAAAUAUGGCGUUCAUUCAUACGUCGUUAAAAUGCAAGAGGAAGAAUAAAACUAUUGACCACAUUCAACUUGAAGAUGUGGGCAUUCUUACCUCAACAGAUGACGUGCAUAGUGGUGCGGUGAAUUAUUUUCACGAACUGUUGUCAACGUCCAUGGUUUCGGAGGAUGUGGAGGUUAUGGAGUUAUUAACUCCCUCUAUUUCAGACGAGGAGACUUUGUUUUUGUAUAGGGCUCCAGUGAUGGAGGAAGUGAAGGAGGCUCUUUGGUCAAUUCCUCAAGAUAGCAGCCUAGGACUUGAUGGGUUUGCGAAUUUCUUCGGCAAAAAAUAUGUUGGUGACGCUCAUCUGGCCUCAGUAUGUAAUCAGCGGGGUACUAAAUUUUGGAAGGGGGUUAUGGCUACGCUUCCUUUGCUGAUUAUGAAAUCAAAGUACUUGGUUCGUUGUGGGGAGAUCAACUUUUGGUAUGAUAAUUGGUUGGGGGAUGGACCGUUGGUAGAAACUAUAGAGGUGAGGGGAGUUCCGUCGUUGCAAGUCCAUUCGGUUUUUGUGCAUGCUAGAUGGGAUGAAGGGUAG
Messenger RNA from Carya illinoinensis, 834 nucleotides. RefSeq lists its product as uncharacterized. The coding region runs from base 1 to 834 and encodes 277 amino acids. Lineage: Eukaryota; Viridiplantae; Streptophyta; Magnoliopsida; Fagales; Juglandaceae. The transcript is spliced from 2 exons. The record is from RefSeq and is a predicted model, not a curated record.